ACCAGUUCUGAGCACUGCCUGUCAGUGCUGCUGUGCAUAUUUGUUUUCUGAAAGCACUCCAAAGCAGCAGCUGAAAGAAAACGUUAGUAGAGAAGAGGCUUUGAAAGAGGUGAACAAGAGCAAGUUUAACUUUCUGAACAGUCACAAUAUACAAAACGGUGCUGGGCAUAUGGUAAGUCUCAAAAGGGACAAGUUGAGAAAGGGUUCUGGAUUUAGGAGAAAUACCUUGGUUAGGUCUUGGCAACCAGCAACCACACCCCUGGGGCAACCAGUCCCAGCUCCAUCUGUGUCUCACAGCACCCAACCAAACAGACCUGCCACCGCACAACCGGCUACUCAGGCCUGGGCAGAUGAGCAGGCAGCACUGCAGCCAGACCAGGUCCAACAGGAUAAGAUCUGGAAAGAGUCUGUUGAGGCCAAACAGAGAGGAAGGCAAAUCUGGUACCAGAACUGGAGUUUCCUUAAGUACUAUGACCAAACAGGUAAGAGAAAGGAGCUCAAGCCACUGCCAAACUACAUAGCUGUGUUCUCAAGCAAAGUUCCCAAUUUGACCAAUCAAACUAUCCUCAGUCAAAUGAACACUGAGCUUGGCAGAGCUCUGGUUAUGGAUUAUUUCUUCAGCAGUGGAGCACGAAAGAGGAAACUUGAGGGUGAGCUCCAACUUUCCUAGUGUUUCAGUAACAAUAGAACAGUAACAAAGCAAGUUGAAUGGUUCUAGUUAAGCUGAAUGGUUCUAGACACAGCAUGAAAAAAUUCCUCCAUCUUUUCUACAGAGACCAACACUACUGUCUGGCACGGAUUUUCUUUCAAGGGCAAAAAUAGAUGUUGUCCAGCAAUGCUGUAGGAGAUGAGUUUUCAUUUUUGUUUCUUUAGAUUUGCUGUUCUCAAAUUCCCUUCUCUUACUCUUU
This is a messenger RNA of Pipra filicauda (Wire-tailed manakin), 908 nucleotides long. RefSeq names its product chromosome unknown C2orf50 homolog (gene CIMIP5). The record is from RefSeq and is a predicted model, not a curated record. NCBI's taxonomy places the organism in Eukaryota, Metazoa, Chordata, Aves, Passeriformes, Pipridae.